AUGGCUCCUCUGCUAGAAACGGAGAUGUCGCGUAUAUAUGAAAGAAGUUCAAAUGAAAACGAAGAGUUAAAAGCGCCACAUGUCUCAGAAAAAAGAGAAUGGGAUAUUGUUUGGAGAAAUGUCAUUAUUUUCAUAUCUCUGCAUUUGGGAGCGAUCUAUGGUACUUUCCUGCUUUUUACACAAGCAAAGUGGGCUACUCGUAUUUUCGCAAUCACGGUUGGCAUGGCUUCCGGACUUGGCAUCACAGCAGGUGCUCAUCGGCUUUGGUCACACAAGUCAUACAAGGCUAAACUACCGUUGCGUAUUCUUUUAGUUGUUUUCAACACUAUUGCUUUUCAGGACUCAAUAAUACACUGGGCACGGGAUCACCGCGUACACCACAAGUACAGUGACACCGAUGCUGACCCUCACAACGCAACACGAGGUUUCUUCUUCUCCCACAUCGGCUGGUUGCUUUUGAGGAAACAUCCCGAGAUCAAAGCGAAGGGACAAUCCAUUGAUAUGAGUGACCUAUGGGCUGAUCCGUUACUACGAUUCCAGAAAAAAUAUUCUUACUACCUGAUUCUCAUUUUGCUGGCGAGCUUCAUUCUACCAACAUAUAUACCAACGUUAUGGGGAGAGUCAUUAAAGAAUGCCUUUUUUGUCAGUGCCAUCUUUCGUUACGUCACCGUUCUAAAUACCACGUGGCUGAUUAAUUCCGCUGCUCACAUGUGGGGUACCAAACCCUACAACAAACACAUCCACCCAGUGGAGUCUAAGCCGGUGUCAUUUGUGACACUUGGAGAAGGAUUCCACAAUUACCACCACGCGUUUCCAUGGGACAGCAAGGCCUCUGAAUUAGGGAAUUAUGUGUUCAGUUUCACGAAUAUAUUCUUAGACGCCAUGGCUAAAAUUGGAUGGGGUUACGAUUUCAGAACGGCCCCUCGUGUUUUGGUUUUUAAAACGGUUCAAAAGUUGGGAGAUGGUUCGCACCCUGACUUUUAG
Molecule: messenger RNA, 984 nt
Organism: Bicyclus anynana (squinting bush brown)
Lineage: Eukaryota; Metazoa; Arthropoda; Insecta; Lepidoptera; Nymphalidae
Product: acyl-CoA Delta-9 desaturase-like
Exons: 5
Coding region: 1-984 (327 amino acids)
Biological process (GO): unsaturated fatty acid biosynthetic process
Cellular component (GO): endoplasmic reticulum membrane
Molecular function (GO): iron ion binding; stearoyl-CoA 9-desaturase activity
Source: RefSeq, a predicted model, not a curated record